Molecule: messenger RNA, 3705 nt
Organism: Symbiodinium necroappetens
Lineage: Eukaryota; Dinophyceae; Suessiales; Symbiodiniaceae
Source: the annotation of a GenBank genome assembly
AUGGUGGAGAAGGAGAGGCCCGGUAACCCGAGUGCCAAGAAGAAGCAAGGGGACAAGAACUCGCGGCAAAGAUUUCGCCAGGGUGCAUCGAAACGCGACACGUUCCCAUGGAUCAACAGCCAAAUCAUCACGGUGUCAGAGUCUGGCAACCUCAUGGAGCUGGCCACGACCAUCGAGGCCUAUGUGUCCCAGAUGAACCUCGUGAACAUUUCCACAGCGUUUCACCGAAUAGCGCGACUUUGGACCACAAACGAAGAUCAAGAAGCCGCAAUGACGGUCAAGGGCGUCGUGCAGGCCCUCAUCCAUCAGGCCAACACCGUGCUCGCAAGGGCCAGCGCCAGCGGAACAAAGCCCUCCGCUCAGGCCCUGGCGAAUAUUACUUGGGCCAUGGUGACGCUGAAUGCCAUGGACGAGAACCUGCUACAGGUUUUGCAUGAAGCGAGAAAGGGCUCAGAGCCUCGACGAGUCGCUUCGAGAAAAGAGUUCCUAAUUCAGCUUUUGCCGCCGGGAGCCAUGGCGUUGGGCUCCUGGGCUCCCUUCCUGGUCUUGGCCCUCGCGGCAGCGCAGCCGCAGCUCGAAGAUCGCCUCCGGGCGGCCAUGGCAAAAGUGGCUGACCAGAUGCGGGACAAGUACGACAUGGGACUGGCGGCAGCCUUCCACUCCCCGAACCUCUCCUUUAGCGUGGCCUCGGGCUACACAGAUGCAGGUCUCGGGCUUGGCCAAAAGAAGCGGCCAGCAGUUCCAGAGGACCUCUACGUUUGGGGGUCGACGACUAAGAUGAUCACAGCCUCGGCAGUGCUACAGCUGGUGGAGCAGGGCUUGGUGAAGCUGACGGAUCCCAUCAGUUUGCACAUCGAUCCCAUCCUUUUGCAGUUGAACGGCACGCACUUGGAGGACCACUUUGGCAGCCCGAUCCGGGAUGUGGAAAUUCAGCAUCUGCUUCACAUGACCUCCGGCAUCCAAGACUACGAUGGCGAGGCUUUUUCGGCAGCUCAGUUUGCCAACCGAUCCAAAGCUUUCGGCCCGGUAGAGAUCUUGACCCGGUUCGUAAGCCCCACCCUUCAGUUUUCGCCGGGAGAGCGCCAGAGCUACUGCAGUACCAACUAUAUUCUUUUGGGCUUCGUCCUUGCCACGCACCAUCAUCGAACCGGCACUGCGUGGAGCUGGCAGGACUACGAUCAAGCAAGCGUGGUCCCCGCCGCCUUGCAGAAGGAUUUCACCCAGUCCUUGUUCGUGAAAAAGGGCCCCUGCAGCCAGCACACGCCAGUGCACGGCUUCAUGGGAUUCUAUCCGAGCGCACAGCUUCCGAAGCAGGACGUCUGGAACGUCAGCUGCUUGGGAGGCUGGACAGCGGGGGACUACGUGGGUUCCGUUGCCGACAUUGCUCGCUUUACAUACGACCUGUACAACACCAAGGACCCCAAGAUUGUCACGGCGCAGUCGCAAGCGCAUUUGACAAACUUCACCGCUCCAGGAAUGAGCAGCUUCAAGUUCUAUGGAAUGGGCACCUUCAACCUGGCGUGGAGCAUCGGUGAUGCGGAUGCUUAUGGCCAUGUGGGUGACACGUACGGGUACCAGUCACAGACGACAUACAUUCCAGGCUUCGACUUCGUGGUUUCAGUCGCCACUAACGUGGAGACAGCCAAGCAAGCCCAGCCAGGGGACUUCACCUGCCAUGCAUACCACGAGCUGAAGGCAGUUCUGACUGGGACAGCGGCUCCGCGCUGCACCUUCAUCGUGCCGCAGCGGUUCAUCGGCAAGUGCGUCUGCCUGGGGGAGUCUGCCAUUGCGACGCCUGCUCAGGGCCAGGUCAGGAACUUCAAGCCCUUCGAGCUGUCCACUAUUCUUUGGUCCUACGCCAAGCUGAGCACCUUGAACCCAGAUGCCUGCAGCUGCGCGCGGCCCCUAUUUGAAGCCGCAGCAUCCUGCGUGCCUGGACUGCUUGAGGAGUUUACCCUCCGCUGCUUGGUCACCAUCGUGUGGUCCUACGCUACCUUCAGGCAGAAGGAGGAAGCGCUUUUUCAGUCCAUCGGCGACCACCUGAUCUCCCAGGUCCACACUGCCAACUGCGGUGAGCUGGCCAACACAGCUUGGGCCUAUGGCCUCCUCCAGAUUCAGCACGAGAGGCUGUUUCAGGAGCUGGCAAGACGUGCGACCGUCCGUUUGCAAGAUUUCAAACAACAGGAGGUGGCUGGCAUCAUGUGGGGCUUUGCAGCCAACAACUUUUUCCAAGCGGCGUUCUUCAACAACGCGUCCUUGGCAGCGCAGCGAUUAGUGCUCACCCCGCAGCAGCUGACGAAUAUUCUGUGGGCCUUGACUCGCAGGAAAUGCAGGCAGAGCUCAUUGCAAUCAGCGGUGAUGGCGCUGCUGCCGGCAGCUACCCGUCAACUUGACAGGUUCAGCAUGCCAGAGAUUGCGAUAUGCUCUUUGGCUGCUGCAAAGGUGGCGAAAAAUAUGGAAGGCAGCGGCAAAGGAGGUGGCCCCAAAAUUUCCAAUGCUGUCGACUUCUGCACUGCCGCCAUGCAGCAGGCCUUGAGCCGGCUUUCUGAGCUCUCCAACCAGCUGCUGGUGAACCUGGCAGCGGCCUUCCUGCUCGUCGGUGCUCCCGGUGCGGUCGUCGUGCUGGCUGCCGUAGGCCGCGAGGCUUUAGAUCGGAUGCAGAUGCUGGAGAACACUGUGCUGCUCCACCUCAUCAGGGUUUUCUCCAUAGACCUGGCCAAGCUGCAGCCUCCGGCCUUGCUGGAAGGCGCCUGCCAGGGGAUGUUCCGCGCCCUCUUCGCCGAGGCGGCUCGGCGUAUGGACUCGCUGAAGCCGAGGGAGAUGCAAAGCCUAUCUCUCCUUUGUGCACAACCGCUGGGUCUGACUGACGCUGGCGACAUGAGCGCGGGAGAUUUGAGAAGUUGCUGCUUCGCGCUCGCCACCACAGGUAAUGGAGCGCACCAGCCCCUCUCCCUCCUGGACGAGCUCGUAGAGGACGACCACGAGGUGUUCUGGGAUCCGGAUCCCGUGGAGGUUCCCAAGCAGACCCCGUCGGCCGCCAGCAACGCUCCGGCCGCGGCAGCCUUUCCAACCGGCGUGGCAGUUGGUGUCUUUGCACCCCCGGCAGGGCCCAUGGGCGCUUGGCCCGCGGGCCACGAGCCCCCAAGGCCGGAAAUGGGGGCUGCCUUCCCUGGGUGGUUUGCCCCUGGCCAACAGCCAGGUAUGGUGCGGCCGUUUCCUUGCGGCUACCCGAGCCAGGACGCGCCGAGUGGAAGCCCCGCCCCUCAGACGCAGGGUGCGCCACUGGCUCCAGGCCAGGCAGGCCAGCAAGCCAGCAGGCCGAGCGGCGAUCUCCAAGCAGCCGAGACGGCCACGCGGGGUGAGAACAAGGUGAUGUACUCCGUGAAGAACACGUUCCUUCACAUCGACGAGCCGGAAGAGCAGGAGGAAGAUCCGCAGCUGGGGGCUUCGGGGCCCUGGGCCUCGGAGGAGGGUUUGGGCGAGCCGCUGCCGUUCCUGCCCAAGGACAUCGAAUUGACCGAACUGCAAGCGUUCCGUGCCGACUACAUGAAGUUUCGCGCUGGUCAGGCCACUGGCGCGCGUGGAGAGAUCCAGGAUGUACCUGAGGUCCCUCUGGCUUCCGAGUCCACUAUUGGAGCCCUGGACCUCCAGCAGUCAGGGCAGUAUCCGGUCCCCUUUGCCGGCCAGCCGAUGCCGGAAGGGUGA